This is a messenger RNA of Halichondria panicea, 685 nucleotides long. RefSeq lists its product as uncharacterized. Bases 11 to 562 code for a protein of 183 amino acids. The record is from RefSeq and is a predicted model, not a curated record. The transcript has 5 exons. Lineage: Eukaryota; Metazoa; Porifera; Demospongiae; Suberitida; Halichondriidae.
UAAGACACAGAUGCAGCAGGACGGUGGCCCAAGCAACUAUUACUAUAAGACACAGAUGCAGCAGGCUGAUCGCCCAAGCAACUAUUACUAUAAGGCACAGAUGCAGCAGGACGGUGGCCCAAGCAACUAUUACUACAAGGCACAGAUGCAGCAGGACGGUGGCCCAAGCAACUAUUACUAUAAGGCACAGAUGCAGCAGGACGGUGGCCCAAGCUAUAAGACACAGAUGCAGCAGAACGAUGGCCCAAGUAACUAUUACUAUAAGACACAGAUGCAGCAGAACGAUCGCCCAAGCAACUAUUACUAUAAGGCACAGAUGCAGCAGGACGGUGGUCCAAGCAACUAUUACUAUAAGGCACAGAUGCAGCAAAAUGGCCCAUCGGAGGAGGCUCGUCAGCAACACGGCAACUAUUACUAUAAGGCACAGAUGCAACAAGAUGAGCCAUCUGAUGAUUGGACACCAGAGACACCAGCUGAGGUAGAUGCUAUGCAAGAAGAGCGCCCAUCUGACAGUCUACUGCUAACAGUGCUGCAGUCCCUGUUGGACAAACAAGAAGAGUAAACCAGCCGAACAUGAGAAGCACGGAUACCCGAAAUAGUAGAACACAUUAAAAAUUGCAGUGUGAAAAUUUCUAGUUAUAAUUAUGAUAAUGAGAUCAAUAGAAAUGAGUGAAAUUCAACUUCA